AUGUCAAAGUUAUCAACAAAAACGACGACAUAUAAACUUCAUGCGCCCAAUUAUGUCUCAUCCUCGUCAGAUAACAACAACGAAACCAUCGAAAAAUAUAUGAUACCUUCACCGACACUUCCAGCAACCGCUAAAUCACCUUCCCCUAGUAGGAACAACAAUAAAGGGAUCAAACAAAGAAAAUCAAUAAAAUUCCGAUCAGAUGAUGACAAUAAUAAAUUUUCUACGAGACUCCGGAAAAAAUUAUCGAGAAUAAUCGAAUUGAUGACUUAUUUUAGGUUAAUCUUGGCUUUAACCCUUUAUUCAUUGAUUUUGGUUGAUGUUAUACAUAUACACAAGAAAAAAGAAAAACCAUUUUGGAUAGAAAUAUUUAUUCAAACGAUAAAUGCAGGAUUUAUAUUUCUAACGAUAGUUGGACAUCCAAAAAGGAUAAGAAAUUUACCAAGAGCCAUUCGAAUAUGUUGGGCAGUUAGGAGAGGAGAAAUACAAACUAUACUUUCAUUUUCAUCAACAUUUACCGAAAUACAAAAAACUCAAAUUAAUGUAGCAAGAGAUUAUAAAUGGUACGUUUAUGAUACUUUGGAUUCUUCUUUAAAUUGUACUCCCAUAAAGUUAUUAUCAAUUCUACUUAUAUGGAACAUUGGAACUUUAGCACAAUAUGGAAUAUCAGGAAUUUUGUGGUUCAUUCCACAAGCCAAACGACCCGAAAUUCCCUAUAUAACUCUGACGAUAAUAACAUCAAUUAGUGAAUUAUUGCCAAUACCUGCUGUCGUGAUUCAAUCUAAACGCGCUAGAAUGGCGCAUAACUAUGAAAUUCG
Messenger RNA from Funneliformis mosseae, 818 nucleotides. Lineage: Eukaryota; Fungi; Glomeromycota; Glomeromycetes; Glomerales; Glomeraceae. The record is from the annotation of a GenBank genome assembly.